Molecule: messenger RNA, 480 nt
Organism: Pararge aegeria (speckled wood butterfly)
Lineage: Eukaryota; Metazoa; Arthropoda; Insecta; Lepidoptera; Nymphalidae
Product: cytochrome c oxidase subunit 6A1, mitochondrial-like
Exons: 3
Coding region: 77-397 (106 amino acids)
Biological process (GO): mitochondrial electron transport, cytochrome c to oxygen
Cellular component (GO): mitochondrial inner membrane
Molecular function (GO): enzyme regulator activity
Source: RefSeq, a predicted model, not a curated record
UUGAUAACAUUGGCAAUUGACAGUAGUAAGAAAGAACAAAAUUAUAUUGCAUUCGAGUCGAUAACUGUGUUACAAAAUGGCACUUUAUUUGCAAAGGGCUGUAAAUGCCUAUGUUAGGAAUAAUGCCCGUCUAGCUUCCCAUGCUGCAACUGCUGGGGGACAUGGAGGUGGCUGGAAGCUUUGGAAGAAUCUGUCCUUCUUCGUGGCAGUACCUGCUAUUGGCUUGGGUAUGGUGAACGCUUACUUGGCCCACCAAGAACCUCACGAACGCCCAGAGUUUGUUGCCUACGACUACUUGCGUAUCCGCACAAAGCGUUUUCCAUGGGGUGAUGGCCAGAAGUCUCUCUUCCACAACCCUCAUCUGAAUGCUCUGCCCAGUGGCUACGAAGAUCAUUAGUUCUUAAUCAGCCAGCCUGGUUAAUUUCUGUAUUUAGAAAAUCUGUGUUAUGUACCUAAUUUAAUAAACUUAAAACACUAAAA